ACCAGUUAGUGGCUUCGUCGUUUCCUGUUAGUGUUACUGUAUAUAUUUUUAGUGAAUUGUUAAGUUAAAUUAAUUUUUAUAAAAAAAUAUCAAUGGCUUCGUGGGGUUCUCCAGCUCAAGGUUAUGUUCCAAGGUCACCUGGGAAUCAGUAUGCAAAUACAAGGCAGACACCACCUCGGUUUCCCCAGAAUUCUCCUAAUUUUAGACAAAGAGGACGAAACUCUGGUUUUUCUCCCGUUCAAAACCAGAACCCGAGGCAGUAUCACCCGUAUCAGCAAGAGUUUUUCAAUUCCCCAACAAGCCCACAACAUAGGCAGUUUUCUCCAAAUGGUCCAAAUUUCUUUAGAACCCCGCAGCCAGUUAACAGGACACCUCCGACGAAUAUGUCGUGGAGUGAUAGGUCACAAUGCAGGUCAUCACCUAAAAGACUUCAGAUGAUGAACAUGAAGAGUCCAAGAUAUGAUCACAAUUGUAAUCCAGGAGGAAGUUUUAAUAUAGAAUCGUAUUAUCACACAAGUAUGUUGGAUGACCCAUGGCGGGAUUUGACCCCUGUUCCUGUAACACAAUCGCCGUCCACAACUACAUGAUUAUAACAUAAGAGGAAAUGUUCCAAAAACUAUCUGUUAAAUGUGUUUAAUAUAACAUACUUUAUUCAAGGCUACUCGGCCUAAUGAUGUAGUGUGUACCAUGAACAAAGUAACUCCAGUUGAAAUUGUUUAACAAAAUGUGGCACUGGAUUGCCAGCAGUUGUUAUUCCUAAUGGAAUUGUUAGAUUUCGUCCAGUGUCUAAAACAGCAAUACAUGUUGCAUUUGUGUCUAAAACAACAGUGCAUGUUGUGUUAGUGUCUAAAACAACAAUGCAUGUUGCGUUAGACAGUUCUUCUAAGUAUAUACAUGUCUAUAGCCCUAACAUAUUCGAGGAAGGAGGGAUGUGAAUUUACUUGACAUACGGACAUGACAAAAUAUUAUAUCACAAGUUUAUACCGACAUGAAUUUUAUUGUGUCUUGUACGUGUACAGACUUUUACAAUUUUAGUGGGAUUCCAUUUCCUGCAUCACCUACCUGUUUUACAUGCUAUAAUUGUUGAUAUUUUUUUACGGAGCAUGCAAUUAGUUUUUAAAGGUUUGAUUGUAAAUAUUUUAAACUGUGGUGCUGUUCAUUCAUUACAAAAUACACCAUUUGGCCUCAUCUGAUUCAGACUUGUAAUGUUCAGUGGUUAAGAUUUUUUUAAACAAUGUAUUCAGUAAAUAUGUCAAAAUGAAAUAUUGUGUGAACACUGACCAGUACAAAAACUAAUUUAAUAAGAAUCUAAAUACGUAGAGGGCAAACGUAGAAUUUUAUUUCAGAUUAGUUUUAUAUACUGUAUUUCUCAUGUUAUUUUGAAUUGUCAAAAACAUGUUAAAUUAAUGCAUUAUGACCAUUGAUUUUUGUUCUUCUGUAAAUUCAAUUGUAAUGGUCAACUAUAGCUAACACAGUUAACAUAUAGUAUACAGUAGUUUACAGUAACAUAACUCUUGUAGCCUAAAAAUAAAGAACAUAAUAAGAUAAUUACAUUUAUAUGAUUUGUGUAAUAAAGUGUACAUGUAUGAAUGUUUAAGUGGUAAUAAAAAGAAAGAAAGAACAAAGAUAAUUACGUAUAUAAUGUGGUUUGCGUAAUAAAGUGUAUGUGUUUGAGUAAUCCUGUAGUAUUUCUAUGAGAAAUCAUCCUGGGUAAAUUUUAAAUAUUUGUACAUGUACUGCACAACCAGGCCCAUAGGAAUGAUAUCUGGAGUGGGGAUGGGGAUGGUCACAAUCUCUAGUUGUAUUGAGUAUGGGACAAAACAUGUACAUUUUCAUGCUUCUAUGGGCCUCCUGACCACAUGUGCAGUUGCUAUACAUGUAUUAUUCAAGAAAACUAAAUUGGCUGGUGUUUCAAAUUGUAAAACUAGUCCACAGAUGUAAUACAUAUUUGCUGUACAUUAAUAUAAUUUAUUAACUGUCACUGUUGUUUCUGUAAUGAUUUAUAAUAUAUUUAAGGUUUAUAAUUUUCUAUUCUACAAUAUGUAGUUAAUCAAAUCAUUGAAUUCAUUAAGGAGUUAGGUGAUGAAAUAAAAAACAUUUAACUAAAA
Molecule: messenger RNA, 2108 nt
Organism: Gigantopelta aegis
Lineage: Eukaryota; Metazoa; Mollusca; Gastropoda; Neomphalida; Peltospiridae
Exons: 2
Coding region: 93-587 (164 amino acids)
Source: RefSeq, a predicted model, not a curated record